AAAAAACAGGGAAAACUAAAGAAAACCAUCUGACAGGGACAUUUUACGUUUACCAACAUUGUCAAUAAAUUCCGCCGGCUUUUGCAGCCACUUUAAACUAAAUCUUCAACAUGGAUAAAUGGUUGGCUCCAGUAUAUCACAAUCUGUUGAUAAGUAAAAAUUUCGCAGAUUGCCGAAUCAUUGUUGAGGACAAGACAUUUUCGUGUCACAAAGUUAUUUUGGCAUGCGCAUCAGAAUACUUUAAAAUCCAGUUCGAGAAAGAGCCCGAAUCUGUGGAGUUUCCCCUGAAGGAUGUUCGAUUGGAUGUUUUCGAGAAUUUUCUCGCAUACAUAUACACGUACGAUGCAGACAAGAUGGCUACCUAUAGCUUCCCGAAUUUGGAAAAACUUUUCGAGUUUGGCGACCGAUUCCUGGUACCAUCUAUCGUAGAAGAGUGCUUUCGAAUUUUUGAAAAAAAAUUGCAAACUAUGGCUAUCGGGGAAUUGAUUUCCCUUUUUAAGCUUGGUCAUAAUCUGUUCAAGAAACGAUUAAUUCAAUUGGUUACGGAUGAAAUUCAUAACAAUCCCAAAAAAUUUAACCACGGGGCAAACCUCUUCGAGGUCAUGAAAUUGCCAGAAAGUGUUUUUGAACAAUAUGUUAAAAGUGUGUCUAAAGCUAUGUCGCAAUCAGAGCGUUUCAUGAUGAUUGAAAAUUAUAUAUCAGCCCAUUAUUCACCCGAUAUACGAAUAACUGAAGAAUCUUUAAAUGCCGAAGAUGAAGAAACUGACGUUAAAGUCGAGGAUCGGUCUAUUGAAAAGAAUAAAGAGCCUGAGAUGGAAGUGGACAAAAGUAACAGCUAUCAGCUAUUAAUUAAUCGUCUUUUGGAUACUAUAGACUAUACAAAAAUGACAAAGAAGGAUUUUUAUGAAAUUGUUGGAAAUUCUUGUCUACUAACCUACCGCGAAAAAUUUGAAUGUUCCAAGCAGCUAGGAAUUGAAAAUGAAUCUAAUAAUCAACGUUGUCAAAAUUGUGACGUUGUAACUUCUUCUUCUACCGCUGAUCUUCAUGGGAUUCCCAUCCCAAGAAAGUUACGUAAAAAAAUAUGAAAUUUCUUCCAUACUCCGCCACUGAGAAAGUAUAAAUGAUAUUGUUCAUAUUUUUGGGUUUGAAAAAUAUAAAUAUUCAUAUACAAAUUUA
Drosophila willistoni is the source of this 1176-nucleotide messenger RNA. Its product is annotated as kelch-like protein 40. Lineage: Eukaryota; Metazoa; Arthropoda; Insecta; Diptera; Drosophilidae. The record is from RefSeq and is a predicted model, not a curated record. The transcript is spliced from 2 exons. Gene Ontology annotation, molecular function: protein binding. Bases 111 to 1085 code for a protein of 324 amino acids.